Molecule: messenger RNA, 5072 nt
Organism: Pieris rapae (cabbage white)
Lineage: Eukaryota; Metazoa; Arthropoda; Insecta; Lepidoptera; Pieridae
Product: zinc finger protein 58-like
Exons: 2
Coding region: 284-1648 (454 amino acids)
Source: RefSeq, a predicted model, not a curated record
UAUCAAUUUUUCGUGAAAAAAUUAUCGUGAUUUUAAUGUAAAUUCAUUAAAAAUCUUAUAUUUUUACAAAUUAAUUUAAAAAUAAGGAGUUUAUUUACUAUGUUAUUAAAGUGAGUGUUUAAAUGGAAAUAACUUUAUGGGUGGUGUUAUUGUAAUAAUAUAAUGCCUCAGGGCAAAUACCUUUUAUCUUUAAUCCACUUUAUUUUGUUAAGCAUCGCGAUUCAAUAAUAUGACGUGUAAAAGAGCAAUUUAAGGACAUUGUCUUAGAAACAUACAAAAUAAAAUGGAGGAGCAAAUGCCAAUCUACCCGCCUGGAGUUUCCUUUGACCAGAAGUACACAGAGCAUUACGAACAAGCCCUCAAAAUGGAAGAACCACAAUAUAUACAAGAUCCAAAAAGUUACAAUCCGAAACCCUUUGAAGCACUGCCAGAACCAUCACAGGUUGAACCAAAGCUUGAGCCUGAACCAGGUAAACCUAUUCGCUUUAUUAGCGUCAAUAGUUCACAACUUACAGACGAGCAGAGAGCUAUGUAUGAAUCUGUGCUAUCCACUUGGAAACCAGUAAUGUUUCCCAAACAAGUCAAACGGUACAUCUGUGAAAAGUGUAACAAAGAAUUUAAAAAUUACCAAAAUUUAUACCUCCAUACGACUCGUGUACAUUCGACUGAAGAAUCAGCUGUUUUGUGCAACAUAUGCGACAAGUCGUUUAAGAAUAAGCAUUAUCUAUACAUGCACAGAAUGAAUAAACAUUAUUCGGAGUCUGAGAAGUGUUUUUGCCAGUUUUGUUUGCAAGAAUUCCGGACAAGGCGAGCUUUGCACAUGCACGUCAAGAGAUUCCACCCAAACACUCUACCUGAGUUGAAAUGCCCUGAGUGUGGGAAAGAAUUCCGUGUACCCUACAAACUGCGAUACCAUAUUGACGCCUGUCACAGACCAGAUAACGAAAAGUAUAAAUGUCACAUCUGUCAAAAAUUAUAUAAAAGUCACUUAAAUUUAAAUCGACACUUGCACUUCCAACAUUCUCAAGUGCCUCGGCAUCCAUGCGUCUUCUGCGACAUGACAUUCAAAUCUAGACAUCAUAUGAAACGUCACAUUCUAAAUAUACAUCCUCCUUUGGAAUCCAAAGUGCAAUGUCCAGAGUGUUUGAAAGAAUUUAAGAAUGACCAAUAUUUAAAGGAACACAUGCAAGUACAUUCAUCUUUAGAUUCGAAGGUCAAGUGUGAUUUGUGCGAUAAAUUCUUUCAUUCUGCAAUUCGCUUGAAGAAACAUAAGAAAAUUGUGCACCCGGAUAAGCCAAAGCUUCGUUGUGAGAAGUGUGAUAAGGAGUUUGCUCAUGCACAUUACUUAAGACGACACCAUAAUUCUGUUCAUAUGGAAGUGGACGAAAGUCAGUAUGAACACGAAUGUGACCAGUGCGGAAAGAAAUUUAAAAUUAAGAGAUACCUAAAUAAUCAUCUGCAAAGACAUGAGCAGCAGCAUUUGAAAAGAAUUUCUCAAAUGGUCAAAACGGUCAUGGACGACGGAACGGAGAAGAAAGCGACAAAGAGAGGCAGACCUAAAAGGACGAGAAAAGAGAUAGAGUUUGUGAAAUGCGAACCGGUAAGCUCGGAAGAAGAGACUGGGAGUGAGGAUUCGGAAUCGGAAUAGUUUUAGUUUUAGGAAAAAGAAUGUAAGUGGGUGAUUUUCAAAGUUGUAGAUAAUUGAAGGUAUUCCAAAAAAAAUAUGAAAUCAACGCUUUUGCGUGAGAGUAAGAUAAACUUUUCUAUAAAGCAUUCUUUUUCCCAUAUUAAUCCAUAUUACUUUAUAUAUUUACCAAUUUUAAAAAAGAGAAUCUAUUCUGACUUUUUCAAUAAUUCUGUAUUUAAAAACAUUCACUUAAAAUGAUGUUAUUACUAGAAGGUAGAUUUUCGCAACUUCAUAUUUGUUCAACCUGAAUAAAUAUUAAAUUUGUAUGUCAAGUGUGACAGCUCUUGAGUUCAGCUCUUACACUAUAGUACAGAUAAUAAUUUCUUUUUAAAUAGUGUAAUUUAUUAGUGUUAUCUUUAGUAAAGAAAUUUCGAUUUUAUUAUGGGGCAGUAAGGAGAGGAGACUACUCUCCAAGUCUAUAGUUCUUGAACAUUGUAAAAACUAAAUAUUUAAAAGAAAAUAAUGAUUUUCUAUAAGCCCUUGCGCGCCCCUAUUUACCUAUAAAUAGGCUGUUAAUAAAAAUUUCAUAGAAUUUAAUUAUGAAUAAGAUAUUUAUAUAUUAAGUUGCCAUUAUGUUUAAUGUUGAUAUGUAUAUUUUAUUUUUUUUGUAAAUUUUUAUUACUAAAUUAAGGUAACAGGUUUUUAUUAAAAGCCGAUUUAUGUAUACGUUGGGUGAAAAGUAUAAAUAAUUGGCUUAAAGUUGGAUGUGUAACAAAAACUCUGUACAUUCCAAAUGUACAUUAAAUAAUUGUACACUUAGAAUGUGUGUACUCAACUACAAAACUGUUAUAGAUAUUAAACGUAUUUCUUUCUUGGAGGCCGUGCUGGUAUCUGUGCGUGAAGUCUUCUCUAGCUUGUCUAUGGCGGGUCAACGUUUUUGGCGCGUAUUUUUGUUUAUUCCUGAUACGUUUAAACAACAUAUGUUUGGUCCGUAUAAAGUUUAGCUAUAAAAUUUUAAUGGUUUUAUUACAUUAUAGUUUUGAGUAAAAAUUGUUUUUGUUUAUUUAUUAUGUUAACCAAUGGGGUUUUUGUUACACACAAACAUUUUUUUACAGUGAUUUCGCAUAUAAUUGCUGUAUGUAGAUUAAAAUUUUGAUUGUUACGAUUUUUAAUUCCUUGUAAAUAUUUUGAGCCCCUAUCCCGAAACGAGUGUCAAUAGUCUGUAGUACUGUCAAACAUAAAAUUGGCAGAACUUAAAACUAUUUGACAUUGAUGUUUUCUGUUACACUUUUUGGGAGUUACCAUGGGCUAAGAAUCUUUAUUUUAUUUCAUUGUCGAUUCAAAUAAACUUUUAUAAUAUAUAUUAUGUUGCUGUUAACUUUGAAUGGUCUCAUUGCACUAUACCAUAGUUUUAUGAGAGUCUAUGUGGUGCUCUAUUCUAUUUUCUAUGCUAAUACUAAUUGUUUAUGGUAUCUCCCUAGUGUUCCAAGUGCACACAAAGUUUAAUAGGUUGAUCCCUUACGGAAGUAUUAUUAAAUACAAUGUAAUGAAAGGCCAACUGCACAUUGUAUACAUAAUAUCGGUAUCGUCACGUCAUUUGGCGAGAUUAAAGAAAGUUCGCGCGUAAAGUUAUUGGGUUUGGGCGUAAGAGUACACCAAACCCAAUAACCUAUCUCAAUUCAUUUUUGACCAUAUGAGACAGACACCAUAAUCCAAAUAUUGAAAAAAGUGCGCCAAUUACCAAUCGACGGAUUGUAAUAGCCAUCUGUCGAUUCUAGCUAUCCAUGGUAGGUCGGAUCGUUGUUUGUGGAUAGACCUUUGUAUGAAAAUGGCAGUUCAACUGGGCCCAUAUCCUAUCUAAGGAUUUUAACUUACAGCAGUUUUUAAAAUAGUUUAAAAGCUAUUUAUUAUAUUUUAAACAUAGCGUGUAUAUUUUAAUAUUAUUUGUACGGUUUUAUUUACUUUAUUUGGUUUAUAUUGGUUAUCAAAUAUGAGUGCAAAGAGCGAAGAGAAUGCAUCUAGCCGUCUCCAAAAUUGGAUUGUCUUUGUAGGGUUUGGUUUUGGGACGCAGAUGUCUGAAUCUUACCCAAUAUUCACCUAAAACCAGUUGGAUUGUAAACUACCGCUGUUCUUAAUAUAUAUUGAAGUAGAUUAUGAAACUUAUAGAAAUAUGAUAUUUCUCGUAUGUAUCUGUUUUAAAAGGUCGAAAAAGGCAUAUAAAGUGCAGGCGACCUAAACAUUUGACUUAGGGUGCUUUUGCAAAGACAGUCUAAACAAACAAUAAAUUUUACAUAGGAAUUACCACUUUAAAUUAAUGGAUUAAAGUUCAAUUUUUCAAUAAAUUUUUUCACUGAGAAUCGCUAGUUAGAUGUAAGCUGACUAAUUGAUAUUGCAUAAGCAGCCCUAACAUAAUUUCCAUAGACAUAGAGUGGCUUGAGAAUUCAAAAUCGGAAUCACAGCUGAAAGUUGUUUUUGUUACCAUGGUUACUGUUUCAAUUACAGUAGAAUGACGUCUAUGGAAUGAAUACGAUAUCUUAAACGUUUUAAGGGUUGUCUAUGGUAAUUUUAUAUAGGCAUCGGUUCGUAACUUGGCAAAAUUUUAUGUAGGUAAUCAAACUACAAUCGUGUAGUAGAAAAAGAUCUAACGAAUACUUUUACGCAUCCAACGAUACUCGCCAAGUUACGAACCGGAACCUUAUAAAAUUUUAUACAUUUAAAAUGUUUUCUUCAGUAAGAGAUUCGUCGCUAGAUGGCCUUGUUCAUCGGUUGGUUGGUGUAAAUAUGUUCUUAAUAAGUCUCCUUUCAAGUGUUUUUGAAAAUUUUGUAAAAUCUAUUUCCUUAAUAGAAAUUUAUGAAGGCACAUAAUUCAAUAGAUAUUAGUUUUAAUACAAUAAUUGAUAACAGAGAUUUAAAUUCCAAAUUUAAAAAAUAUUCACGAUGUAUGCAUAAUGUCUUGUGCAAUAUAACACUAAGUUUGUUAAUGUUUUUACUAAACCAAUUGGAAUAUGGAAUUAAUCCCUUAGGUUUAAUCUUGGGUCUAAAAUAUAGAUUUAUACCUACACUUUCCUUUUAUACUUGGCAAUGUGUCACUUUAAUUGUUACAUGAAGAUCAGAUGAGCAGACGCAUUUUAAGAGAGUUUAAAACUAAUUGUGAUUUAUAUUUAAAAAUCGUCCAAGGUUUGCGAAAUAUGACUCUUGUAUGUCCAUAAUUUCUGACAUUAGGGAGUCAUCCUUAUCUUACAUGUUAGUGAAUUGAUGGUGACCCCGAUUUAGAAUACGAACCUAAACGAGAAAAAAACUUGUCUACGUUCCGAUUACCGUCAGUUCACGAAUUUGAAUAAGGCUAAAGUCUGUCUGUCGCUGUUGUGUUGUGUAACUAUUUAGUUAAGGUUUUAAAUUUUGUAAAUAAAAGAGUUAUUAUUGUGCAAUUAUAUGGUUAAAUGAA